Messenger RNA from Stegostoma tigrinum, 2277 nucleotides. RefSeq names its product monocarboxylate transporter 13-like. The record is from RefSeq and is a predicted model, not a curated record. Lineage: Eukaryota; Metazoa; Chordata; Chondrichthyes; Orectolobiformes; Stegostomatidae. Gene Ontology annotation, biological process: monocarboxylic acid transport; transmembrane transport. Gene Ontology annotation, molecular function: monocarboxylic acid transmembrane transporter activity. The transcript has 8 exons. Bases 559 to 2022 code for a protein of 487 amino acids.
GUGUUCACGUAGCCAGUUGUUAAAAUCGGUCUCAGAGGGUGCUGAAAACCGUUUUAACAGUAACCUUCAAGCUGAAAUUUGAUAGGCAUAGGAAGAGAACGUUUUGAGAGGGGAGGGGAGGGGAGAGGAGAGAAUGGGGUCGUAUGACCGAGUGACUUGCUUAUUUUCCCCUGAAGCUGACUAAAUCCAUACAUAGGCCUUUUUGUGCGUGAUUAUCACUUCCUUCCAGACACAACUGGAGGCAGGAAAGAAACCAUUUUGUAAACGAAACGUGAAGUGAUGAGGAGCUUGCCAGCUCAAAAAAGUAUUAAUGCAGCCCAAUGCGGAAGUGACAUAAACAUAACUGGUGUCAGCUUCGACUUGACUGUGGUGACACUUGUACCUGCGUAAGGCACGAGGCUACACUCCACUACUAAGGAAGUGUUUCAUUCAGAGCUACCAUCUUCCAGAAAAGACAAUUAAACCAAAGUCUGCAGCCUUGGGUGGAUGCACUCUGCUUGACCCAGACAACCAUUUCAACUUGAGUGACUGUUAACAACAGAUUCAAAGCAAGUUGCAAUGUCAAGGGAAUUUGGAGCUGCUGACCCUGCUGUCGAGAAGCCUGUUGACGGUCCUCCCACUCCAAAAUACGUAGACGGUGGCUAUGGGUGGGUUAUAUUAGCAUCUUGCUUCGUUGUAACUGGAUUGUCGAUGUCCUUUGUGAAAACGUUUGGAAUAUUUUUUCUUGACAUCCAAGAAUACUUUGAUACCCUCGCCUUUAAGGUUUCCUGGAUCACUGCGAUCACUGUGGCUGUGUUUCAUGUGUGUUCCCCGAUAGCUAGUGCUCUUAGUCUCCUGUUGUCGCACCGAGUCAUCAUCAUCAUCGGUGGCAUACUGUCGUCGCUGGGAGUACUGCUUGGAUCCUUCGGUUUCAGUCUGUUGGCAAUGUAUCUCACAACGGGUUUCCUUAUAUUACUUGACCUGCUGAGUUUGGGUAAUGGAUUUGCUUGGGUGCCUUCAGUCAGUCUGGUCACGCAGUACUUCACAGAACGGAGGCCACUGGCCAAUGCCAUUGCCAGUUGUGGAGAAUGUGUCUUCACCUUCAUCUUCACACCAUUCUACCAGUGGCUUGUUGACCAGAUGUCGUGGCGACAAGCAAUGAUGAUCAUUGCUGGAAUCCAGCUGAAUCUCUGUGUCUGCGGAGCUCUGAUGAGACCGUAUCAGGCACAGAAGAAAUGUCAGAAUGCUACAUCACCAUCUGCUGCCACGUCUGGGAACGAUUUGUGUAGCACAAGUGCAAAACGAAAGAAGAACCUUGCACAUUUUUUUGACUUGCCUCUUCUGAAACAACCAAAGUUUAUCUGCAUGAUCUUCUUUGGGUUUUUCUCAGUUGCGGGCUUCUUCGCUCCUGCCAUCUAUUUAAUUCCUCAUGCCCAAAACAUUGGGAUCGAGGAUUUUCAAGCAGCUUUAUUGAUGGCUUACUGGUCAGCAGGUGACCUCAUUGGGCGACUAGGGUGUGGUUGGUUGGCCAACUUGCGCCUUAUGAAAUCAAUCCGCUUGACAACAAUCAUGGUUACAAUUUUGAGCAUAGCUCUCUCACUUUUCCCUGUAGCUAAGAGUUACACCCUGCUUGUCAUCUUCAGCUGUGUUUCUGGGUUCUUCUUUGGGACCAUGUUGGCCCUUAUUGUCACCUUGCUUACUGAUGUGAUGGGUGUUGACAAGCUGGACAAUGCACUCGGGCUGAUUAUGUUCUUCAGGGCAAUUGGUUGCCUUCUUGGGCCUCCACUGGCAGGGUUUCUGGUGGACAUUACAGGAGACUAUGGUAUUGGGUUCUAUGUUGCUGGAGGAGGGCUGUUCAUUGCAGCUUCCUUCCUCGUUCUAGCUGACUACUUCUUGAAUCAGGAGCAGAAGUGCAGCCAAAACACAGUGAAACAGAUGGAAAAGCUUAUUUCUGAACGCCAACCCCAGGAAGAUGUAGAGAAAGAACAGCUUGGCAACAUCCAAACAGAGAGAGAUCCAAUGAAUGAAGUGUCUGAAACAUAAACCUGUGCAAUGUUUAGACUUUCCCUUUGGAUGAAUCAUUUCAUUUGUGGAUCUUGCACACAUGGUGAUGAAAUGAAACAUUCUUUGUGUUGGCACACAUAAGGACCUAAGUUUAAGGCACUAUGACAAAUAGCAAAAGUUCAUAUCACUACCGUGUGCCACAGCUCUUCAGUGAGUGCCAAGCAGGCCACUUGAAGAAGCUAGGUAUUAUAGUUUCAUGAAAUUCACCAUUAAAAGCAAAAUAUAUUUUAGAAA